Molecule: messenger RNA, 4534 nt
Organism: Vespa crabro (European hornet)
Lineage: Eukaryota; Metazoa; Arthropoda; Insecta; Hymenoptera; Vespidae
Gene: Trc8
Product: protein TRC8 homolog
Exons: 3
Coding region: 964-2904 (646 amino acids)
Biological process (GO): ERAD pathway
Cellular component (GO): endoplasmic reticulum; endomembrane system
Molecular function (GO): ubiquitin protein ligase activity
Source: RefSeq, a predicted model, not a curated record
AGGUUGAAUGCAAUUACCGAAGUGAAGUGAAGUCAGACGUAUAUCAAUAGAUUGACAAAAUUACGCAAAGAAAAACAUGAUUGACAGAAACCGAUAACCGUCCAAGGUCCAUAGAAUUUUUUUUCAUCGUAUAAGAUUUUACUUUGUUGAUCUUAAUAAUAUAAAUUAUAAAUUAUUCUUUGAAAUAACGAUGCUUCGAUUGUAAACUGGAAAAGCUUCCCGAAAAUUCCAUCGUCUUCUUGGUUAUUCUUCCGCUCGAAUUGUGCUAAACUGCAAAACGUUCAAUUUUGUCAAAUAUAAGUGCUUGAGAAAAAAGAUUUACAAGCACUUGGAAAAAGAACUGUGUAUAUUUGUUAAAUUUUAGUUAGAUAUUUUCAGCCUUAAACAUUGUUUUGUAUACGUAUCGUGUUGUUUUUUUUUUGUUUUUAUUUUUUACGCAGUAAAAAUCGAUCGAUCGUCUGUUGUUGGUUAUAACUUGAUUCUACGCGCCACUUGAUUCUAAUCAACGAUCUUUGCUUUUCCUUUUUUGUUUUUAUAUAUAUCGAAAUUUGAAACGUUUAUUGCCAACAAAAUUAUAUUUAAGGCAGACGAUGUGACUUUUGUAAAUCAGUGAAUACGUGACUCGAGUGAGCCCGCUGUGCUUGUGUUCUUUCCUAAUAUAGUUGGAUAUUUAUUUCUACUUAUUUCUUUAAUAUUUUUCUAAUAUUAAAGAAAAUAUAUAUUUGAAGUGUCUUCUUGUUGACUAAGUGGCUCUUUAAAUCUUCAAAUUCGAAAUUUCAGAUUUGAAAUUUUAAUAACUUUUAUUCUAAAAUAUAACAGUGUUAUUGUUUGGUAUGGUAAUUCAAAAACUAAAAUUAUUGAUAGUGCUUGUUAGAUUACAAUUUCAUCGCCUCUAAGAAUAUCUCUAAGUAUAUAGAUUUGUUAUAACAAAUUCUGUGCCACGCAUCAAUCAAAGCAUUAAACAUGGAAUUCCCUUUAUGGAAUAAGUUCUUUAUUUUUGCUGAUAUUAUAAUGAGAGUACCACCUUUGUUCAUCAUCGAUGGAUUACUUCGAAUUCGUCUUGGAUUACCAGAUGAAACUGUUGUACUAAAUAGUACAGACAAUGACUUCAAAAUUGACAGUGUAUUGAAUACUUUCGCUGAAUCUUUUCCAUUGGUUGGUCCAGAAUCUUUUUUAUUUGAAUACUUUAACUUCGAACAAGAUGGUUACCAAAUGUUUAUUGUGAUAAUGUUGAAAUUUAUAAUAUGCUGUUUAGGAUGUAUAGCGGCUUUGUGCACAUUUAUGUUAUGGACGAAACAUCUUAUAAUUGUGUACUUAUAUAUGAUAUCUAUAGGAGUAAUAUUUAUAUCCUAUUGGUCUAAUGUUAGUACUAUCAAAGCUGUUAUAGCAUAUGUGAGCAAGCCUGAUUAUACAACCAGUAUAUUGGAUGAUAUAUUACAUUUGAAUCUGACUUCUAUUAUCAAGGAAGGAACAGGAUCUCUGCUUUUUCAAAACUAUAUAUUACAGUGUUUGUUGGCUACCAUUUUUUGUUAUAUACACUUUGCUCCAAGAUAUUUAAUUCUUCAGAAAUUGCUGGUAAUGAGUUUUAUGACACCAUCACUUCUGGCUAUCCAUCCAUUACCUACAUCGAUUCUUUAUAAUGCGCCAGUUUUUGCAACACUGCUUCCAUUAGCUGUUUGUAAAUUUAUUAUUUGGUACAAUGGCGUUUUAAUUCUGAAAACCAUUUAUAUGGGAUAUGCUCACGCACGCAAUUUUAUAAGUAAUUAUGGUCUAUCUGCUCUUGUAGAGACAGAAUGGUUUCGUCUAAACGUACCAUGCGUAUUACGUACGUUUUGGUUGUUGAGAAUAGGAGAACAAGUUAUACAAAUUUUGGGGAAUCAUUAUGGAGACGAAAAUUUCUCAUAUUAUGAUAUGCUCAGAACCUUAUUGGUAAAUGGAUGUGAGACUUUGACUGCAGUGUUAGGGAUGACUAGUAUAAUUUCACUUAUUUGCCAUUAUAUUGGUUGUUUCUUCCAAUGGGUAUUAUUGACUGAAGAUGGAGAUGAAAAAAGCAUCGGCACGAUAUCCGCUAUAUUAUUCUACAUAUUAGCACUUCAAACUGGAUUGACAAGCUUAGAUAGAGAAAAUCGAUUAGUCAAAUUAUGUAGAAAUUUUUGCUUACUAUUUACUGCAGUAUUACAUUUUGUACAUAACAUUGUAAAUCCACUCUUAAUGUCUCUUAGUGCCUCACAUAAUCCAGCACUGCAUAGGCAUCUGCGUGCUCUUGCAGUUUGCGCCUUCCUUAUAUUCUUUCCAGUUUCUCUAUUGGUAUUUCUUUGGUCACAAUUUAGUGUGAGCACAUGGUUAUUAGCUGUGUCUGUUUUCAGUGUUGAGGUAAUAGUCAAGGUAGUGGUAUCUUUGGCUAUAUAUAUCUUAUUUCUCAUUGAUGCAUAUCGCACUGCAUUUUGGGAAGAGCUAGAUGAUUGCGUAUAUAUUAUAAGAUCUUUUGGCAAUAUCAUAGAAUUUGCCUUUGGUAUUAUAUUACUCUUCAAUGGUUUUUGGAUAUUAAUCUUUGAAGCUGGCGGUACUAUUCGUGCUAUUAUGAUAUGCAUUCACGCAUACUUCAAUAUUUGGUGUGAAGUCAAAGCUGGGUGGCUAGUUUUUAUGAAGAGACGAACUGCAGUCAACAAAAUUAAUUCUUUAGCCGAAGCGAAGUUUGAACAGCUACGAUCUCUCAAUGACGUAUGUGCCAUAUGUUAUCAAGAAAUGCAGGCUGCAAAGAUAACACGCUGCAAUCAUUACUUCCACGGCGUAUGCCUACGAAAAUGGCUCUACGUACAAGAUCGAUGUCCACUUUGUCACGAUGUCGUUUAUAAACCUCAAAAUAAAGAGGAAUGUUCUACGGAUUCGCUGUCACCAGAAUAAAAGAAAAACAAAUAAAUAAAUAAAAGGACGGGGAUAACGAAGUCUUCCAAAAAGGAGAUCAGGAUGAGUUGGAGCAAUUUUAAGAAAGACCCGUCAUUGGAAGAGAUAAUAGACAAAACUCUUCAAUGGGGAUAAUUACUAUGACACAGCUUCAUUGUGAUAUUCUUUAUACUAAUAAAUAUUGCGAAUUUAAGGAGGCUUAAAUUGUGCGACAUCGAUCUGUAAAAUAUCAUUUGAUUAUUUUCUUUCUUAUAAUAUAUUACGUUAAUAUUAUGUAGAAAAAAUAUGAGGCUCGAUAAUAGGAUUUAAUCCAUUCUUCCUUAAAUUUACUUUACGCUAUUGUAUGCGUUCGUUAUCAAACAAUAUAAUUAAAGAAACUUAACAAGUGGUGUAAUUGACUACAACAUAUUAAUAAUGUAAUUAUCUAUGAAUUAGAUUUAUAUUAAUCUCUCUCUCUUCCUUUCUCUUUCUCUUUCUCUUUUUCACUACAUUAUAUCUUAUUUUUUUUAUAUACAAUUAUAAUUAGAUUAACAUAAAAAUCUCUAUUCGUAUCUACUGUUAUAAUACAGUUGAAAGCUUGAAAAAAAAAUAAAUUUAUAUUCAUAUCAGAUUUAGAAAUAUUUUAAGUAUAUAUACAUAUAUCUCUUUCGUACCUGGCAUAUCUUAUUGCCGAGAAUGAUGUCUGCACAAAGAUUCGAAGCCUAAUCUUAAGCUUAUGUACAUACGCUUUACGUGUAUAUAUGCAUGUAUACAUUGAGAUCGUUAAGUUAAACAUGAGUAUAACAUUGUUUUAUCCCGAAUAUUUUACAUAUCAUGUAUGCUAUUUGAUUAUUUCGUAUAUACUUUUCCACUUGAUUCUUUUCUUAUUAAUAAGUGACAUAGGUACAUACUUUUAUUUAUCAUUAGAUUUCUGAACUUUAUAGAAUAUUCAUGUGAAAUUCAUUUAUCACAAAUUCAUAUUAAUUUUUGUUUUGUUUUGUUUUGUUUUGUUUUGUAAUUAAUUAAUGUAAAUAUAAAUGUAGACGAAUCAGAAAAAUAUUGAUUAACAUGAGUGAAAACGACGUAAAAUAUGUUAUAAAAGGCAAAUUUGAAAGUGUAUAAUAAUUGUCAAGUGUUAGGUCAAUUUGUAUAUACAUAUAUGAACACUAUAAAUUUUCUUUAAGCUCAGUAAUCUAAAUUAAAUAAAUUGUAUGUGUGUAUAGAUAAAAAGAUUAGUUGAGUUAAAUCCAUUCGAUCAAUCAAUACUCUUUAUGGAACAUUUGAAUUUCAUUAAUUAAUACAAAAAAAAAAGAGCAAAGAGAUAAGGAUCUAUCUACAAAAUAAAAAAUAAAAAAAAAAUAAAUAAAGGCAUGAUGUAAUAAAAUUCAAAGUGUAGUAAUAGGUGAUAAAUAGCAUGCAAGAGGGGAUAUGUUUUCAUAAAAUCGUAAUAGUAUAACAUUUAUCCGUCUUACGGAAAUGAAAAUAAUGCGAUGAUCUGCUUAAAAUAAUGAAUAAAGUAAACAUCAUGUGUAUGUAAUGUAUCGAUAUUAAUAAUGUUUAUUGUUAAAAAAGAAAAAAAAUCAUAACAAUAUUCUGUUUGUGGGUAUACAUGGAGAAGAAAAAGAGAUCAUUAAAACAUUCUAUUUUUUAA